This is a messenger RNA of Aspergillus thermomutatus, 231 nucleotides long. RefSeq lists its product as uncharacterized. Lineage: Eukaryota; Fungi; Ascomycota; Eurotiomycetes; Eurotiales; Aspergillaceae. The record is from RefSeq and is a predicted model, not a curated record. The transcript has a single exon. Bases 1 to 231 code for a protein of 76 amino acids.
AUGCCUAACCCUCAACCUCACCGUAGACAAUGUCCAGCCCCCGGCGCUCAGCCAGCCAUCUUCUUUCUGCACGGCUUCGGCGCCUGCAAAGAGGAUCUGCAUGAUAUCCUGCGUCUUCCCGCAUUCGCAGACCACACAUUCCUCGCCUACGACGCCCCAGGAUGCGGCGAAUCUUCAUCGGAUCUCUCCAAAACCACCAUCACCACUGCGCAGGCCGUGCUGGUGCACUAG